Molecule: messenger RNA, 3012 nt
Organism: Saccostrea echinata
Lineage: Eukaryota; Metazoa; Mollusca; Bivalvia; Ostreida; Ostreidae
Product: receptor-type tyrosine-protein phosphatase alpha-like
Exons: 25
Coding region: 1-2991 (996 amino acids)
Biological process (GO): protein dephosphorylation
Molecular function (GO): protein tyrosine phosphatase activity
Source: RefSeq, a predicted model, not a curated record
AUGACCUACUUUGUUAAUAUUAAUCCAAACUUUUGUGCUCUGAAGUAUGAACCACGCGGUAACCUUAUCAUCUCAUUUGAUCCCUCGGCACCCAAUUGGGUCGAAGAAAUUACAGUCAAACUUCACCUUCCAGGUUGUACAAAAGGAACAUACGGUAAUUUGUGCAACAUACAUUGCUCUAAACAUUGUCAAGAGAACAAAUGUAAUAUCAUCAACGGAACAUGUCUAGGAUGUAUACCUGGAUGGUCUGGAAAGUUCUGUCAAACACCAUGCGCUAGUGGAUCGUACGGUCAAGACUGCAAAUUUCGCUGUUCGGAACACUGUCAGGAUGGUAAAACCUGUAACCCAGUGACUGGAACCUGUGAUGAAGGUUGCGCUUCCGGAUGGACACGACCAAAGUGUAAUGAAUCAUGCAGUUAUGGGCAUUAUGGACCAAACUGUGCUUUAAACUGCAGUGGACAUUGCUUAAAUGGAAACACUUGUAACAAGGAAACAGGGCAUUGCGACUCAGGAUGUACACCUGGGUACGUCGGAUAUUUGUGUGAUAGAGUAUGUAACCAAGGCUGGUUUGGUGACAGAUGUACUCAGCGUUGUAGUGGACAUUGCAUCAAUAAGAAAACGUGUAACAAUGUAGAUGGUUAUUGUCCAAAUGGCUGUCAAAAUGGCUAUUUUGGGAAUAUGUGCGACAAAUCUUGUACGGCAGGUUUUUACGGUACAAACUGCUCUAAAACGUGCUCUCAGAAUUGUAAUGAAAAAUGUAAACAUACCGAUGGAUCCUGUUUGUGUAAAAUUGGUUGGACGGGUUCCCCAAAUUGCAGUUCAGAAUGCCCUCAGAAUAGGUAUGGUGUGGGCUGUAUUCAUUUCUGCAGCCCGAAUUGUGUUAAUGAUACUUGUGAUAGAUUUAAUGGAAGUUGUACAGAAGGUUGUAAAGAAUCAUAUUUUGGAGAAAAAUGUAGUGAAAAAGAGGGAACUUUUCGCCUUCACUCUGAUAGUACGUCUGUGCAACCACUUACCAUUGGUGCGGUUUUAGGAGCAUUUGCCAUAGUUAUCAUCCUAAUUGCACUGCUUGCUUUAUUUAUGCGAUUCCGACAAAGAAUACACAAAGGAACCAGCAAUGCUUCUGUACCGAUACAAAUGUCCACAGUAACAUUCCAAAAUCAAAAAGCUGCAGGUGCAACAUUUACAAAAAAGAAAAGUAAAGAAAGAAAUGAUCAUCAAUUACAUAAUGUCGAAGAAAUGGCUAAGAGAGGCCCACCUACAAAUAAAACCAUUCUUACAAGGAAUUUACAGACCAUCAUAGCCAAAAUGUCUGCUGCUGAAAAUGCUGGAUUCAAACACGAAUACCAUGAAAUUCCAAGAGGAGAAUUGCUUUCCUGUGAAGAAGCUAAGAAGCCUGAAAAUAAACCUAAAAACAGAUACACGACUACAUUUCCAUAUGAUCACUCCAGAGUUGUAUUGAAAACCGCGUCUCCAAAUGAAAGUGACUACAUUAAUGCUAAUUAUAUUGAGGAUACACAGAGUAAUCUCAAGUAUAUUGCAACUCAAGGCCCAAAACCCAAAACAGUUGUUGACUUUUGGAGGAUGGUGUGGCAGGAAUGUGUAACCGUAAUUGUUUGUCUGACAAAUCUAAAAGAGGGGGCAAAGAUUAAAUGUACUCAAUAUUGGCCGAAUAUUAACGACAAAAUGCAGCAUGGUAUUUUUAUAAUAAGAAACCUGGAAGAGAAAAUAUGUGCUAAUUACACGUCCAGACGCUUCAAAGUGUGCAACAAUCUCGAAAGAAAAGACCGUGAGAUGCUGAUGUUUCACUACACAAGAUGGCCAGACCAUGGGGUUCCUGAUCCACUAAGUCUUGUUGUGUUCCAUCGUCAUGUGAUGAAAACGUCACCACAAACUGGGAAAUAUAUAUUGGUGCACUGCAGCGCUGGAAUUGGAAGAACCGGAACAUACAUAGCUUUAGACGCCCUCUAUCGAGAAGGGAAGAGAAAUGGUCAAGUUAAUGUACCAAUGUAUGUCAGGACCAUGAGAAAAGACAGAAUGAACAUGAUACAAGGCGAUGACCAGUACAGAGUCGUUUAUCUCGCACUUUGUGAAUCGUUCAGUGGUAGAUCCAGAUGUUUGACAGCUGAAAAACUCUCACAACAAUCGCAAGAUAGAUCUUGCUACACAAACUGUGGGGAAGUUGCUCAUGCAACUUCCUUGUCGUCAGAGUUCCCGGAGUUACUGUCUCUUCGGAUAAAAUAUGCAGAGAAAGAUUACGAAUCUGGACAUACAAACAUAUCAGCCAACUAUACAGAGAGUGUUUUGCCGGUGGAAAAGUUCAUGUGCUAUCUGUCCUAUACAAAGGGAAGGAACAACUACUACAACGCUGUUCUUCUACAGUCUUUCACUGAAAAUGACUGUCUAAUCAGCGCUCAGUACCCACUUCCUGACUACACUGAAGACCUUUUGAGACUCAUCAGAGAUUUUGAUGCUCGUGUUGUGGUUUUCCUAGGUCUUUUGAAAGAAAUAAAAUCUUCAUCUCUUUGGGUUCCAUCAAAAUCAGAAAAUAAAACAGUGGGCAGUUUUGUACUUAAUCUAGCAACAUCAACAAAUUCAAUAAACUUUACAACCCGGAAUAUAGUUUUGCAGCCAAAGGGAGGCAGCGACAUGACACUAACUGUAAUGGAAUGCAAGACCUGGAAAGAAGGAAGGUUUCUUACCGACAAAAGAGUCUUACUUGAUGUGGUCAAAGAGGCAAAAUCAGAGAAAGAUAAGCAAGAGGGGAAAAUACUUGUUUUGUCCAGUGAUGGAGCUACACGUUGUGGAGCAUUUGCUGUUGUCUAUAACGCUCUGGAACAACUCUCGAUGGAUAAGGAAGUGGACAUCUUCACCAUCACACGACAACUUCAGAUCCGUAGACCGGAGUUUGUGUCUACUUUGGAGGAGUACCAGCUUUGUUAUGAUGUCCUUGCAGAAUACAUGCAGAAUGACAGUGUUUACGCGAAUUGUUAGACAAAGGGAAGAAACUUUUAU